AUGCCCAGGUACAACCUGGUGGUUUGUCGAAACAGCUUCCUGCCAUGGGCCAUGGUCCACGUGCACACAGAUGGUUUGCAAGCCAAUGGCACAAAGAAAGUCUACUGCGGCUACAAAGCUGGCCUACCGUUGUGGUCCCACACCGAGACUUUGCCAGCGGCGCAGAGAUUCCUUGAAGACUUCGCACCCAGACAAGGAAGUUCUUCCUGCUGGGUGCUCGAAAUGCAGGGCACAGGUUGUCAUUCAGUUGCGCUGCAGAGGCCCUCGCGCUGGGGGGCUGAAGCUGCUCGAGAUCACAAAGUUGCAAGGUUUUAUCGUGCCAGCUUUACGACUGCGGGGUUUGCUGUUGCGCUGCUUGCAAGUGCUCUAUGUGUGGCUGAAUGUUGCGCCAUCAGACUGGGGGUGGAAAAGCCUGGCGCUGACGACGCUUCAGCCUUGGAGGAGGAGUUGCCAAUGGAGACGUUGUCCGAGCGGGUACGCAGAGUUCAGCAGCGUUGGGGCAUCUUCCGGGCUUUCCUGGUCCAAGAGUACGAGCCCUUGAGCUCGGCAAGGGACGUCGUGGACAGGACAGGCAGGUUAUCGGGAGCUGCCUGA
Molecule: messenger RNA, 594 nt
Organism: Symbiodinium pilosum
Lineage: Eukaryota; Dinophyceae; Suessiales; Symbiodiniaceae
Source: the annotation of a GenBank genome assembly